Messenger RNA from Heterotrigona itama, 4660 nucleotides. Lineage: Eukaryota; Metazoa; Arthropoda; Insecta; Hymenoptera; Apidae. The record is from the annotation of a GenBank genome assembly.
AUGAUAUCGCAGAAAAAAGGUAAAUGGUUCAAAAAGAGUUACAUUUUCAAGACUAAACUUUAUUAGAUGAGCAUGAGUUCCAUAAUUCGAUCCCAUGGUUAAUAAUUUACUAAGUCUUUUUUGUAAUGUACGACACUUUUAAUAAAUUAUAACAGUCUAUAGAAAAUUUCAUCAUAUUAAGGAAUGUUGGGCAUAUUCUUUGUUAUCUUUAUUAUAAUUAUUCGAGAAUUUCACGAAUGUAAUGAGACAACAGUUGUCUUUGGAAAUCAUUAUUAACAGAAUUGAAUUGAAUAACAAAUCGAAGUUUACGAAACAAAGUUAAUAAAAAAUACCGAUAAUAAUAGAAACUUUAGAUUCACGUUUACGUUACACGUUUAUUAAUGUUACCUCCCAAAAUUGUGACUAAAUUAAUUUCUACUAAUGAAAUUCACUAAUUUCAAUAAGUUAGUGAAUUUUAUUAGUAGAUUCAAUUCAAAUACAAAUAAAGUUCAAGAACAACACAUGAUCAUUCUUUUUAUAAAUAUAAUUUAUAUAUUUCAUAAGUAAUGAUUAGAUUAAAGAUUUUUAUGUAUUUAUGGAAAAUUUAAAGAAAUACAGAAAAUACAAAAAUACACAGAAUAUACAAAAAUGUAUAAAAUGUUGACAACAGAGUAUUUAUUUGUUAUAAUAUUUAGUUCUUACUUAGGCUGUGUUUGCAAAUUUUUGCUUAGGCUGCAUUUUUUAAAUUGCUUAAGCUGCAUUUUUUAAAUUCAUAAUGAUAUACUGAGUGUUUAUCGAUUUAACAUUUAUAAAUCUUAUAUAAGAAGACCGUAAAAAAGUUUAUUACACUCAUCUAUAAUUUAUUAAUUGUCUAACUGAAUUUAAUUAUCCUAACUGAACUGUAUUUCAGUCCAUUUAGUGUUUAUAUACUGUUAAUAAUAAAUAAAUAUUAUUUAAUGUUUGCCAAUUAUUAUAGAAUUUUAUUGCUAAUAGCCACAUAUUAUUAGUAAUCGGUCAAUUCCCCUAUUAAUCACUAGUCAUUACUUUAUGUAAUUCUUAAAUUUAUUACGCAUACUAUGAUGUAAAUUAAAAAUUUUUAUGUAUAGUUUCCUUUUUUUAUUUUUCUUUUCUAUUCGUAUAAAAAAACAUACUAAUAUUAAUAUAUAAUAAAACAUACAUUACUAAUAUUUAGUAUUAUUGUUAGAUAAAUGGGAACUAUGUAGAACUUAUAUUUAUUAUUACCGCAAUAUCUAUACUUAUAUAUAUAGACCGAAAUGUGAAUAUAUGAAUAAAAUAUAUAACAAAAUUUUUAGUAAAAUUCAAAAAAGAAUUUUUUCAUCAUGGAAUUUAGUUUUCGGUUCUGUAUAAAGAUAAAGCGAUGAAAUCAAAUGUAAUAAAAUUUUUGUAAUCGUGAUGUAAUCAUUCAGAGGACUGAAUAAAAUUUUUUCCCAAGAAAAUUAAAAAUAAAAAUUUAUUAUGUGUAUAUACGUAUACUAAGUCAAUUUUUAACUAAAUAUAUAUUUAUUUCUAUUUCGGAAAAUGGAAUAAUUCUACACCCUCUUACUUAUUUUCAUAAACAAAAUAAUCUUUCUUGUUAACUUUUUAUUUCUAUCCUGAUUAGUUUAAAAUUAUCUAAAUUUAAGUAUAUUUGACAAACUUUCAAGUGAAAUUUUAAUUGAAAUGAAAAGGUUUUAAAUAUAAAAAUACAAUCUACAUAUAUAGAGUUUCACAAUUUCACAAUUGAACUAAUUUUAAUAAUAAACAACAAUUGAAAUUAAAUAUCAAUUGUUUUACUUCACAUUUGUUAAUAAAAACAUUUAUAUAUAUUUAUAUUUUAAAUUUAAAUUCCCCUCCAAAACUGACUUUCUACUGUCUAGUAAAUUGUUAUAGUCAUAGAUCUAUAUAUAACAUAGACUAUAGACUACAGACUAUUUACAAAUAGAGAUGGAACAAAAUAGGUACUUACAUGUAAGAUAUAUUUAAAAAUAAAAAAAAAUUUAUUUAGAUUAUUAUAUAUAUAGAUGUGAGUUAUAAUUAUUUGAUAUUUAAUAUUUCAAAUAAUUAUUUUUGUUUAAAGUUCUUUUUUCAAUUGUACCGCCAUUUACUGAAUGACGUAUACAUGUGCCACUAAACACGCCUUUAAUCGGAUUUGAUGUCUCGCCGAUAGACAGACGAGUCAUGUUAUGAUGAAAAUUGCAAUUUGAAAGUGACGGUUUCUUCUUUUUCUUCGUUUUAUUUUUGUUAAAAAGAUUGCAAUACGUUGUAAAAAGGCACGCGUUAAAUGCGCGAAACUACGCGCUAGAAUGAGUCUUAAUAUAACAAAAUUGUUUUCAAGAAAAAAAACCGGCCCGGUUGAUACAGUUGCUGAGAUUGGUUUACCCACCAAUGUUUCUCAUAAAUUUCACGUGAGUAAAAAUGCUAAGACAGGGCAACUGGAAGGCCUUCCUGAGUCUUGGAUUCGUUUUCUGAAUACGCAAAUAUCAAAGUCGGAGCAGGAUGAGCAUCCCGCUGCAGCUUUACAAGCCAUAAAAUAUUACAAUUACUCCAUAAAACGAAAACCAGAAGAAAAAGUAUUUAAACCAUUUGUUACGGAGGACCUGAUUGAAGAAGAGUCCCAGGAGAUUGAUAAAAUUUUGUCGAAGAAAUGCCACUCCGAAGAUUUCGAUGGAUUAAGUUCUGCAAGUUCUACUGAUAGUCAAGUGCAAAGGUUACCAGAACUUCCAUCAAAAGUGAAUAAAAUUCCAAAACCAACGCCAAGAAUAUGCUCUAACAGGAUUGAGAAAACUCUUACUGAGAUUCUUGAAGAUUUGAAUACAUAUCAAAUUGAUGAAGAUGAAGAUCAACUGUUUGAGAACCAGAGCGAACAAGAUAAAGUAGAAGAAGAGAGUCCUAUUUUAAGAAGGAAGACAGACUGUUCAACAGUCAAGCUUAAUGAUGAAGAGAUUUUUGAAGAACUUCAGGCUAUUUGUCACGAUGGAGAUCCAAAUCUUCGCUUUGAGAAAAUUAAAGAAGUUGGGGUUGGUGCUUCGGGUACUGUGUUCAUAGCUACUGAUGUACAGAUUGGUCAGAAAGUUGCUAUAAAAGACAUAGAUUUAUCAAAGCAGCCAAAGAAAGAGCUUAUAUUAACCGAAAUUAAAGUUCUCAAAGAAUUUCAACAUCCAAACUUGGUCAAUUUUUUGGAUGCAUACAUUAUGAAUGAGCAUCUAUGGGUUGUUAUGGAAUUGUUAGAAGGUGGACCACUUACGGAUGUUGUUACUGAAACUGUAAUGAAAGAAGUACAAAUUGCAGCAGUUUGCAGAGAAGUUUUAAAGGCAAUUAGUUUUUUACAUAGGAGAGGAAUCAUUCAUAGAGAUAUUAAAUCAGAUAAUAUUCUUCUGGGGAUGAACGGUGCUGUGAAAGUUACAGAUUUUGGUUUUUGUGCUAAUAUUGAUGGCGAUGAAAAACGUCAAACUAUGGUUGGUACUCCAUAUUGGAUGGCACCAGAAGUAGUAACCAGAAAGCAAUAUGGCAAGAAAGUAGACAUUUGGUCUUUAGGUAUUAUGGCUAUUGAAAUGAUAGAGGGUGAACCACCUUACAUGAAAGAAACACCUUUAAGAGCAUUAUAUUUAAUUGCUGCUAUUGGUAAGCCUUCUAUUCCCAGAUGGGAUACUCUAAGUCCAACAUUUCAAAACUUUCUAGAGAGAUGUUUAGCAGUUGAAGUUGAUGAAAGAGCAACUGCUGAUGAGUUAUUAUCUCAUCCAUUUUUAGAAAAUUGUGCAGAGUUAACAAGUCUGAUACCAUUAAUAAGAACUGCACAAAGAAUUCUUCAUAAAGUGUUCCAUUGAAUAAUUGUUUUUAAGUAGAAAUCAAACAUUUGUUUUUAUUUUAGAAGUAUAUCUGCAACAUUGCAUUAAUAUUAUUUAUACAGUGUAAAAGUAUUUUGCUGCACACUGCACAAGUAAUUUAGAUAUAUGUAGUGCAGUGAUUUUAUGUAUUUUAUGUGACCAUCUUUACAUCAAUAUGUUACCAAAAUAGCGAUAGUAUAAAUUAUAGUAAAGAAAACAUUUAUAGAAGAUAAUUUUUAAAAAAAUAAUUAUAACUUCAUAAACACAAUAUACGUGAUAGAUAAUUUCUAUUGCUUGAGUUAUUGAAAAAGUAAUCAUUAAUGUAAAUUAUUAAUAAUUUCACAUGCAAUAUCUAUUGCGUGAGCUCAAUAUUUUUUUUAUAUCUUUGAUUUUAUAAAAAAAAAUGCAAUUUUUCACCAAUUUUGAAAUUAGGUGCAAAAAGAAGAGAAACAAAAGUUAUUGUGCUAAAAAUAUUUUAUAUUAGUUUAUGAUUUUAUUUAAGGAUUUGUUUGCAUUUACUACAAAGUAUAUUACUUUUAUUACAUAAAAUAUUGUACUUAGUUUAUUUAAGAAAAAAGGUAUAUGGACAUAGUAUCUGUCAAAGGAAUAAUUAGUUUUAUACUUGAGUUGUCAAAACACAACAGUUGUACCAAUUUAGUUAUAGUACAAAUUUAAUUUAAUAAUUCUACCAAUGAUGUUUCAACUGUAUACCAUUUCUUUUACUGUAUUUACUUGCAUUUAUCUUUUGUUUAAAGUUUAUUAAAUUAAACUAUGCUAUACAUCUUUAAUCAAACAGUUCAUAUACAAAGUGGGUAUUAUAAUAAAUAUUAUUUAAUAUUUGAUUAAAGAUUAUCUAA